AUGGGAUUGUCUGUCAUGAAUCCUGUGCUCCGCCUUCAACAAACACGAGAGGCUCAUGAAACAGCUGUGGUUAUUAAUUUCUGCAUGAGUCUUCUACAAAUAUAUUCAUCACACAAUAUUGGAAAGAUAUCAGUGUCCCUCUCGAGUACCUUGCUUAAUGAAGCGAAAUCCGAAAAGUACAAGGAUUUACGCGCUCUGCUUCAGCUACUUUCCCAUCUAUGCUCAAAAGAUAUGGUGGUGUACUUUGGUCUCCAUAUAAUCACACCACUUAUCACUUUGGAACUCCUUAAAUAUCCCAAGCUUUGUUUCGACUAUUUCUCGCUCAUAUCGCAUAUGCUCGAGGUUUCCCCCGAGACCUUCGCACAACUCAACAGUGACGCAUUUAAUCAUGUACUUACAACAGUUGACUUUGGUCUUCAUCAGCAGGUGAAGUGA
This is a messenger RNA of Arabis nemorensis, 435 nucleotides long. Lineage: Eukaryota; Viridiplantae; Streptophyta; Magnoliopsida; Brassicales; Brassicaceae. The record is from the annotation of a GenBank genome assembly.